Molecule: messenger RNA, 696 nt
Organism: Emiliania huxleyi CCMP1516
Lineage: Eukaryota; Haptophyta; Isochrysidales; Noelaerhabdaceae
Exons: 1
Source: RefSeq, a predicted model, not a curated record
GCGGUGCUCCGUCGUCUCCUCGACGGCCUACUGGCGCGUGGCCACCGAGGACCCCUCGACCGAGCUCGCUCCCUACACGGCGGAGCGGGUCCGCGCGGCGUGCGCCUCGCCCACCCCGCCGCGCCUGCUCGCGCCGCUGCGGGUCUUUGCGGUCGAGCGGGCCGGGCGAGGCGACGCGGGCGGAUACGUCGUGCGGGCGCGGUGGGGUCCGCCGGCAGAGCACGCUGGCGGCGAAUACCGGGCGCCGCUGCAGCCCGCCUCCGCUGCCGAGGAGGCGCCCGCCGAGGGGAGCGAGGUGUCGCUGUGCACGCCGCAGCCGCCGGUGCUAUGCGCUGGCUUCGAGGGGAGUGUUCUCUCGGGGGUGGCGAAGGGCUUGUUCGAGUGGGGCGCGAAGAAGGAGAAGGGCAACCAAGACGAGGGCCCCGGCGAGGGCGGUGAGGGCGGCGAGGGCAAGGAGACGGGGGGCGAGGAGAAGGAUGGCGCAGCCGCAGGGUGCGCCGAGGGCGCCCCGCUUCUCACAGAGCAGGACGAGAGCACAAAGACGCCGGGCCUCUUCCUCGUCGGGCCGGCCGUGAGGCACGACGGAACGACCGCGACAUACGCCUCAUCGCCCGGCCGGAGAGACGCGACGCUCUGUUUGUGCGCUUCCUCCACCGUCAGUGCCUCUGUCGUGCUCUUCGAGGGGCCGAGAUUGAG